UAAUGGCGGCAAUCAGCGAGUUAUAGUGGGACUGCGGCGGGCAAUCUUACACUGGGGGAAACUAACUGCCAUUGUCAUCCCCAGCUAAUAAAAAGCACUGAUACUGUACUAAUGGCACUGGACAGGAAGGGGUUACCAUCUGGGGCAAUCAAAGGGUUAACUGUGUGCUGUGUGUGUUUCACAUUAUGUGCUGUGAUUGUUUUAUUAUGUAAGCAUGCUGCUUUGUAUUGUUAUGCCAUGCACAGCAAUACAAAGCAGCAUGCUGAUGCUGACAGGGGAGAGAUCUGUAUUGUUUACAUACAGACCUCUUCCCUAAAUGCAAAAUCA
Staurois parvus is the source of this 327-nucleotide messenger RNA. The record is from the annotation of a GenBank genome assembly. Lineage: Eukaryota; Metazoa; Chordata; Amphibia; Anura; Ranidae.